Mesocricetus auratus (golden hamster) is the source of this 1104-nucleotide messenger RNA. It is a transcript of the gene Gins1, whose product is annotated as GINS complex subunit 1. Gene Ontology annotation, biological process: DNA strand elongation involved in mitotic DNA replication; DNA replication. NCBI's taxonomy places the organism in Eukaryota, Metazoa, Chordata, Mammalia, Rodentia, Cricetidae. The record is from RefSeq and is a predicted model, not a curated record. The transcript is spliced from 7 exons. The coding region runs from base 149 to 739 and encodes 196 amino acids. Gene Ontology annotation, cellular component: GINS complex.
UUGGUUGACUCUGUUUGGCGCCAAAGCGAGGAGGAGAGGCUGAUCGCUGUGGGGCUCUGAACAAUAGAAGUGCCGCGGGCGAGAGCGAAGCGGCCGUUUUGUCGUGACUUGGCAGUUGACGGGACCGCGGGACUCGGGAGCGUCCGUCAUGUUCUGCGAGAAAGCAAUGGAGCUUGUCCGCGAGUUACGCCGCGCGCCGGAAGGGCAGCUGCCGGCCUUCAACGAGGAUGGACUCAGACAAGUUCUGGAGGAGAUGAAAGCUUUGUAUGAACAAAACCAGUCUGAUGUGAAUGAAGCAAAAUCAGCUGGACGAGGUGAUUUGAUCCCAACUAUCAAAUUUCGGCAUUGUUCUUUGCUAAGAAAUCGACGCUGCACUGUAGCAUACUUGUAUGACCGGUUGCUUCGGAUUAGAGCACUCAGGUGGGAAUAUGGCAGUGUCUUGCCAAAUACUUUGAGAUUCCACAUGUCUGCUGAAGAAAUGGAGUGGUUCAACCAUUAUAAAAAAUCUCUUGCUACUUACAUGAGGUCACUGGGAGGUGAUGAAGGCUUGGACAUCACGCAGGAUAUGAAACCUCCCAAAAGCCUUUAUAUUGAAGUACGGUGUUUAAAAGACUACGGAGAAUUUGAAGUUGAUGAUGGCACUUCAGUUCUGCUUAAAAAAAAUAGUCAGCACUUUUUGCCUCGGUGGAAGUGUGAGCAGUUAAUCAGACAAGGGGUCCUAGAGCAUGUGCUGUCCUGACUGCGUCCCGUGAUGACAACCGCAGGGCUCUGCAAGCUCUGCCAGGGGUGAAGCUGAGUCUAACUCAUGUAAACUUCCUCACUGGAUCUCCCCUCCUUCUUUGAUUUAAAUUUACAGACAUGCUCGAAGAUAACCAAGAAGGGUGCUUGGGGUGUAGCUCAGUGGUACAGCACUUUCUUAGCAUUUGAGAAACCCUGAGUUUCAUCCCUAGCACCUCCAAAGACAAGACAACAAAAAUCAAAGAACAGACUAGACCAGGAGCACUUGGGGAGGAGUAUACUCUGCCAACUGUUAAGCCUUUGUUACAAACUAUAUCUCUAGUCAUUCCAUUCCCACAGUAAAUGCUGUACUUUUAUAAACAAAAA